AUGGAGCCUCUUCAUACCCUGGUCGCAAGGGACUCUUGUGAAUCCGGCAAUGACUUCGACGGCCGCAUGGGCCUGCGUAUCUCUUCAAUCUUUGUCAUCCUCAUUGGUUCAGCAUGCGGAGCUCUGUUCCCUGUCAUGGCCCGGGGGUUCAAGGACUCCAAAAUUGCAAAAUGCGCCUUCUUCAUUGCCAAAUACUUUGGCUCCGGUGUCAUUAUUGCCACGGCAUUCAUCCAUCUUCUGGCACCGGCAGAAGAGGCGCUAACGGAUUCCUGCCUGACGGGCCCAAUCACAGAAUACUCAUGGGUCGAGGGCAUUGUCCUCAUGACAAUUGUCGUCUUAUUCUUCGUGGAGCUAAUGGUCAUGCGAUUCGCACGUUUCGGACACGGCCACGCUCAUGACGAUGAAGAAGACGACCACCACCACGUGGAGAUGGAGCAUUCCGUCUCCCCAUCUCCAGCUGAAUCAGUGGACUUGAAGGGCCACAUGCCAGGAGAGGACCAUCUCGGCCACUCCCGCGAACACCACGACAUCGAGCACGGGAAGAAACAUUCCGAUCUGGAGGAAUACAUGGCUCAAUUAACCUCCAUCUUCAUUCUAGAGUUCGGAAUCAUCUUCCACUCCAUUUUCAUCGGAUUGACCCUGGCAACCACCGGCUCAGAAUUCGUCACCCUCUACGUCGUCCUCGUCUUCCACCAAACCUUCGAAGGUAUGGGUCUAGGCUCCCGUCUGGCUACGGUCCCUUGGCCCAAGUCCAAAAAAUGGACCCCUUACCUCCUAGGUCUCGGCUACGGCAUCUCCACCCCGAUCUCCAUCGCAAUCGGUCUGGGUGUGCGCAAUUCCUAUGCCUCUGACGGCGCCACGACGUUGAUCGUCAGCGGUGUCUUCGACUCCAUUUCCGCCGGUAUUCUCAUCUACACCGCCUUGGUGGAGCUCCUCGCGCACGAAUUCAUGUUUAGCACCUCGAUGCGCAAAGCCCCGAUCCACAUUGUCCUGGCCGCCUUCGGCCUCCUCUGUCUGGGAUCUUUGUUAAUGGCCCUGUUGGGUAAAUGGGCUUGA
Aspergillus sclerotioniger CBS 115572 is the source of this 1056-nucleotide messenger RNA. It is a transcript of the gene zrfB, whose product is annotated as low-affinity Zn(2+) transporter ZRT2. The record is from RefSeq and is a predicted model, not a curated record. Gene Ontology annotation, molecular function: low-affinity zinc ion transmembrane transporter activity. Bases 1 to 1056 code for a protein of 351 amino acids. The transcript has a single exon. NCBI's taxonomy places the organism in Eukaryota, Fungi, Ascomycota, Eurotiomycetes, Eurotiales, Aspergillaceae. Gene Ontology annotation, cellular component: plasma membrane. Gene Ontology annotation, biological process: zinc ion import across plasma membrane.